AUGGCGGAGGCUGCAGUCAAACCUGUGUGGAAGAUCAGCCAGGGGCAUCUGGAAUGUCCAAUCUGUUGCUGUCUUUUCAAGGAUCCCAAGAUGCUGGACUGUCUCCACAGCAUCUGCCUGAAGUGUCUGAAAGAGAUGAUGAGCAAACAGAAGCCAGAGACAGAGAAGAUUACAUGUCCAGUCUGCAGGAGAGAGACGCAAGUUCCUGAUGGAGGAUUGCAGAGUCUAGCUUCGUCUUUCUUUCUUAGCUCUCUUGUCGAUGAGGUCAAACAACAGAAGGCGGUAUUAGGAGAAGCAUCGGCACCUACCACCACUUGUGACUGUGGAGAAGGCAAGGAGGCCACUUGGAGGUGUCUUGAUUGUAGUGAUAACCUCUGUCAGGAAUGCAGGAAAACCCAUGGGAGGGUCAAGUCCACCAAAGACCAUCAAAUCAUUUCAUUGGGAGAUUGGCAGGAAUCUAAGCUGCCUCCAGCAGAACAUAGCAAACCCAUCACCCGAAUGUGUACGAUCCACACUGACCAUCCUCUGUGUUUCUUCUGUGACACAUGCAAUACCUUAAUCUGCUCAAUGUGUGCCACAUUAGAUCAUCGGUCGGCAAAGCACAAUUUAUUAAAGAUUGAUGACUCUAUCAGGUCCUUCCGCAGUGAGGUUGACAACAUACUGCAGAAGUUCAAGAAGAGCAGGCAGCACUUCAAAUCUACUGAAAAGUCAAUCGAACAUGCACAAAAAAGAUUGCAAAAAAAACUGGCUCAGGCUCGUAGUGGUAUUGAUGCAAAAGCGGAGGCAGAAAUCUCUAAAAUCAGAAACAAAGCAAAGCUUCUCACCGACAAGGUCAACAAAAUCGGUCAGGAGAGAGACAGUGAAUACGAAAAGGCGCUCACGCACAACCGUGAACAAAUGGAACGCGCAGAUCAGACCAUCGCAGCAGUAAAUGACUUGAUGAGUCAAGCCGAUGAUUUCGAGCUUUUGGAGCUCAAGCCAAAGGUGAUGCACAACUUGGAAUUCCAGAAGGAGCUCAAGUGUGAACCGGCCAAUUAUGGUCUGUCGUUCAUUGGUGUCAGAUUUCAAGAUGUUGUGAGUGAUGCAGAUCUUGGGGAGGUCUGUGUCAGCGAGAAAUGGCAAUUAAAGGAAAAGUUCGGCAAAAGAGGUACCGAUGACGAGGAAUUUGACUUCGCCACAGCUGUUGCAUGUUUCAGAAAUGGAGACAUCGUAGUAACUGACAUAAAUUCGAAACUAUUAUCGUUGUUUAGCUCAACUGGUCGGUAUAAAACAUCGGUCGCUCAGGGAGAUGCUAGGCAUCAGUUAGAAGCUCCUCGGGGCGUUGCGGUGUCCCAUGAUGAUCUGCUUUUUGUCACAGACAAAAAGAAAGUGAAGGUUUUUGACAAUGAGCUCCACUUUGUUCGCGAGUUUACACCUUUGGCUGACGAUGUCGAUGAGCUAUCAGAGAGUGACCUCACUGCUGUUGCUGUUGCCAGUCAACGAGUAGCAGUCGCUGACAGGGGGAGAAAGGUCAUCAGUGUCCACAACCUGGACGGAUCGUUGAUUGCAAGCAUCUCAAAUAACAUGGUUAGCAAUUACCUGGCAAUAAGCACACUUGGCUGUUUAGUCUUCACAAACUUUGAGGGCCAAAGUUUGCUGUGCGUUAACUUUAAAGGCAAAGAGAUGUUCAGGGUCAAGACUUUAAUGAAUGGCAAAGCUGCUAAGGCAACUGGUGUCCUGUGUGAAGAUGAUGAGACCAUCUAUGUCGCUGUUCAUUCUGGCAAAAUCAGAGGUGCUGAAGUGCAGCGAUACGAUUCAAAUGGUGCAUUCGUAGCAACGGUAGCUCAAAGGUUGUACAAUCCAUUAGGAAUGGCAUUCACCCCCGCUGGCGACGUAGUUGUCGCUGACCUACACUCCGUUAAGAUCUUUGAGCGGAUUAAAAUAUACCCCCCCCCCCUUUUAUUUUCCGGACUAUUUCUUAUGCACUAUAUCCUUACGCCUCUUUCAUUAUUAUUUAAAUUAUGUAACAAUACACUCUUCCCGGCCCGGCAAACGGCCCGCCGCACUCCAUCUUCUGUAUUUGAAGAGACAACAUUAGAUUUACUCUUCUCUUCAUUUUACAGGAAUAAAACAACAGAGAUAACAGAGAAUUUGCUUCAGCCGUUCCUCAUUCCCAUUUCGACACCGAUCCCCCCGGUGUCACAUUUGGUGGAAGAUCCGGGUAUGAGGAAAUCCAUCAACGGCCGUACCUGGUUGACGAAUUCUUACCUGUUGUAUCUGCUACAUCGAUCAAGAUUUCACCUAUCAAGUGCUGACCAGCUAUCAUCCGAGCUCCAAACAGCGAAGUCCUGCUGUCAAGAACCUAUUGCCAAGCCACAGCAGCCAGCCUUGGUUGAGCGUCGUCGGUCGGAUGUUCCAGUGGCCGAUCACCACUGACGAGCCCGAUCGCCACCCAAGCUGACCCACUGACGAGCCCCUGCUGACGAUCCACAGCUAUCAACCUUGGUUGUGCGUCGUCCAUCGGAUGGUCCAGCGGCCGAUCACCAUUGACGAGCCCGAUAACAACCUAAGCGGACCCACUGAAGUCCCUUCCCCCCAUGACGAGCCUGAUCGCACCAGAGUUCAAGAUUCUCCCCCGAUGAGCUACGGCAACACAGCUAGCAGUCAUGUCGCGUCAAUCCGUGGACAUUCAUCGCGUCCUGAAGACCUAGCUAAAGGGAGCCUACAUCGUCCCUUGGUGUUUAACAUUGUCAUCGGACUGUUUGCUGUAUCUUCCCGAGGAACUGAGAUCGCGAUCGUGGACUUUUUGAACCCUUAGACAUCUAGAUGAUCUAUUGAUUUGCCGUCAGCUACUUUGACACUAUAGUUUCGAGUACUGUCCGCCGUGAACCCUCUCACCGUAAACGCGCAACCGUUUGAGCCGGCCGGUUACUGCAGAACCUGCCGUGGAGUUCGUUACGUGCCGGGAGUCAAGAGCCCCGACCCAAGACCACUGAAGGACAACAACGGACAGUCAAGCCAAGUCGUCAAGCAAGAAUCAAGAUUCAGGUAUAAAGGCAACUGGUUCAAAAUAAUUAAUUGAAUAGAAGCACUUUAUAACCAAGCUGGUUUUUACACUGUCAUUGUUUGAUAAAUUCCAUUACUGUGAAUGGUUCUCCUGUUGUACGGCAGGUGGCAAACGUUAAUUCCAUCCCUG
Messenger RNA from Patiria miniata (bat star), 3175 nucleotides. RefSeq lists its product as uncharacterized. Gene Ontology annotation, molecular function: zinc ion binding; ubiquitin-protein transferase activity. Gene Ontology annotation, biological process: positive regulation of DNA-templated transcription. Gene Ontology annotation, cellular component: chromatin; nucleoplasm. The record is from RefSeq and is a predicted model, not a curated record. Lineage: Eukaryota; Metazoa; Echinodermata; Asteroidea; Valvatida; Asterinidae. The coding region runs from base 1 to 2415 and encodes 804 amino acids. The transcript is spliced from 3 exons.